CGAGGCCCAGUUGGGCCUCCUGAGCCUGGGGCUGGGCAGAACUGGGCCUGCGGGGCCCUGGGGCCGGAUCGAGCCGAGCCGGGCCGGGCGGGGCGCGCCUCGGAAAGCUCUUGGCAGCAGCCGCGGUGCUAAUCCGGCGCUUGGGGCUGAGCGCGUUCAAGAUGCCGUGGCGUAGUUCCCCUGUGCUUUUAGAGGUGGCGUUGAGAGAAGGACCUGGUCAGGCUUAGCUUCUCCUAAUACUUAAGAAGACAAGCUGCUCUCAUGUCUCUCUUUACAAGUGAAGAUGAAGCUCAGUUACAAUCUAUGCUUAGACAGUUGCUACAGAGUGUGAAGGAAAAAAUCACUGGAGCCCCAUCAGUAGAGUGUGCAGAAGAGAUUCUCUUGCACUUGGAGGAAACAGAUGAGAAUUUUCACAACUAUGAGUUUGUGAAAUACCUUAGGAAAUGUAUAAAUAGCACUGUGGGAUCUGUGAUUGAAGAAGAAACAGAAAAAUGUAUUUCUGCUCAAAGUCAGGGUGAAGUAUCUGGCUAUGACACACUUGUCCAACAUGUUACUAAGAAGACACGUGAAUCAAAAGAAUACAGAGAAAUGAUGCAUGCCUUGAAGAAUGUCAUGAUGGUUGUGGUAGAAUCUUUGAUUAACAAGUUUGAAGAAGAUCGGAUGCAUAAUAAGGAGCUGGAUAGUAAAACAAAGAGCGAACAUCGGAGUUGCUAUUACACAGACAACUGUUCCGACAGUGACUCCUCGUUCAAUCAAAGUUAUACAUUCUUGAGUCAAGAACAAUUGCAGCUGCUUGUAGAAAGGCUUGACCUUACUCAGCCUAUGGAAGUUCGCCAAGAAGCAUUGCAGACACUGUGCUUUGCCCCUCCCUCUGAUAUACUGAACUCUGAGACUUGGCCAAAUCUGCGUAAGCAUCUGACAAUGUGUCUGUCAGAUCCUGAUGAUGCAUUCAGUGAGAAAAUUCUUAGGUUCUAUGCAAAAGCCUUUUCUUCUUCUCCAUUUAAUAUGACAAGAGAUGUGUAUACAAGUUUAGCAAAGCACUUGGAGUUAUAUUUUCUUUCUGGAGAUUAUUCUCUCCGUAUUUCAGCUGGUCUGGAUUUAUCUAACCCAGUUAUAGAUCGUUUACUUAGAAAGGUCCGCCUUUUAAAUGAGUACCAAAAGGAAGCUCCAUCUUCCUGGAUUCGGUAUCCAGAAAAGUACAUGGAAGAAGUAGUAGAUACUACCUUCUCGCUUUUUUCAGUAGUCCACGAGCUUACUCAUCCUGCCUCUCCAGAUUUUUUAAGUCCAGUCUACUUCUUGGCCUUGCUAGAUAUCAAAGCAGUGUGGUUUAAAAAGUGGACGCAUGCGUAUUACAGCAGAGCAGUGGUACUUAGGCUUUUGGAAAAGAAAUAUAAAUCUUUGAUUAGUGCAGCUGUCCAGCAAUGUGUUGAUUAUUUUGAAUCUUGCAAGGCACGAGUUAAUAAAAAUUGCGGUGUGAGUGACUUCUCCCAUCAGUAUUGUAGUGAUGAGCAGAACUUUUCUUAUACUGGACAAGAAUUGCAGUAUGUCUAUUUUGUUCAUUCACUGUGCCUUUUAGGAAGAUUGUUGAUCUAUAAGCAAGGUCAAAAUCUCUUUCCAGUACAGCUGAAAAAUAAAAAAGAUCGUGUAUCCAUAACUGAUCUGUUGGUAUUGUUUACUCAGCUUAUUUAUUACUCUCCAAGUUACCCGAAGACAGCUUUGGCAGGGCAUACAGACAAUUAUUCUCCAGCAAGUCUUGUUAUGGAGAUUCUGCAAGUUUUUUGUGAUCAGACAGGAUGUGCUGCUGAAUGUUUAUAUACAGGUGCAGUGAUAGAUGCCCUGCUUCAUCCUGUUCAAAGCAUACUGGGUGGCACAGAGGUGUGUUUGAAUUGUCUUGAAACCACUUUAAUUGAUGUAGCUGAUAUUUUGGCAAGGAUUGCUGCUGUAGAUGAUGGUCUUUCUUUCCUUCUUCAUGGAGAAAAUAAAAAAACUUCCAAAGAAGAUGGUCCUACAGCUGUUCAUGUAAUUGUUCAGUUUACAAAGAAACUUCUUCAUGACGACAUUUCUCUUUUGUCUGGAUCCGAGCUUUUGCCAGUUGUUAAAGGAGCUUUCAUUUUUGUAUGCCGUCAGAUGUACAGAACGUGUGAAGGUCUGCAGGUGCUAAUUCCUUAUGGCUUGCAUGAAUCUAUGGCAGAGGCCUGGAAAAAGAUGAGUUUGCUCUCAGAAAGAGUACCAACUCCUGUAACUGGUGUGGACUCAAUUUCAUCAAUAAGUCUAGAGUCAAAAAACAGUUUGUUAUGGGAAGAGACUUUGUUAGAUGCCUUGCUAAAUUUUUCUGCCACACCCAGAGGACUGUUUCUGCUUCAUAGUACAGGUGCCAUGAAUGACUGUGUCAGCUUUAUAGUCAGCAGUUUAUCAAAGAAGCUCCAGGCAAAUGAAUAUGAAGAGUUUGGUAAUAAAGUGAUUAUUACACAAAUGGCAACAACACCAUCAGGUGCAGUAGCUCUGCAAAGUUCAGGCUUUAUAAAGGCACUUGUAACUGAAUUAUGGGCUCUUCUGGAGUGUGGAAAAGAUGAUUUAAGGAUAACCCAACCCAAAUCUACUCCCAUUGACCCUAUUGACCAAAGCUGUCAGAAGUCUUUUCUGUCUCUGAUAAACUUGCUUACAUAUCCUGCAGUUUUUGAGCUCCUGAGUAAACAAGAUAUACCAAAUAAGCCUUUGUAUUCAUUCCGUGAAGUACCUACAGAUAUUAUUGAUAUCAUUGACAGGCUUGUAAUUUUGAACUCAGAAGCUAAAAUUCAUUCCUUAUUCAGUUAUGAGCAAUCACAUAUCUUUGGGCUGAGAUUGUUAAAUGUGCUGUGCUGUGAGCUCAAUACCCUUUUACUCUUGGAGAGUCAGUAUAAAGUGUCACAAGUUUUACUAACAGCUCAGGAGGAAAAUGUCAUAGAACCUUCAGAAGGACCAGGGGAUUUUAUAAUCGAUGCUCUAUCAGUGGAAAGAAAUCAUAUUCUUGUAAGGAUAAACCUGAUUGGAGGACCACGGGAAAGGAUUUUGCCUUUGAGAGUACUAGAUAAGGGCAGUAAUUCAUAUCCUUGGCCAAUGUUUUCAUCGCUCCCUUUGCCAAAAUGCUAUCUUGCAGAAAUCCCUAGGAAAGGUGAAUUCAGACAAGAUAAAGAUCUUGACAAGCUUUUAUCACUCUUAAAAAGUCCAGAGAAGCAGAGUGGGUGGGCAGAAAUUUGCAGAAAACAGUUCUACAAAGUCAUGAAAGCGAGACCAGAUAUCAUCAGUGGAACAAUUUUGGCCGAGUUAAUUGAGAAGUUUGUGUCACAUCUGUCUGCAAGCCAAUUGGAUUGUUAUUUCAGCACGGGAAAUGAUAAAGCCAUGGAUGGAGAUGUGAAGAAUGAAAGCCUUUCAUCUGUGCAGCAGCUUGGUGUUGAAAUGACAGUCAGAUAUGGAAAAUAUCUAAACUUGCUGAAGGAACAUGCUGAAAAUGGGUUGUGCUUCGUGUUAACAAACUGCAAAAAGUUUUUGAAACAAGAGCAAAGAACUGUGGUAUCCUCACUUUGCUGCUUGCAGGAGCACUGUCCUGGCUAUGACUGGUUUGCAUCUUCUAUCUUCCUCAUCAUGUCAGGGGAUGGGGAGAAGACACUGAUGUUUCUUAAACAAUUUUCACGUCUUCUUGUUUCAGCAUUUCUGUGGCUACCAAGACUGCAUAUAUCUAUGCACCUACCUGCUACCACAGUGGAAUCUGGCAUCCAUCCAGUCUAUUUCUGCAGCACUCACUACAUUGAAAUGUUGCUGAAAGCUAAGUUGCCACUUGUCUUUGCAGCCUUCCAAAGGUCUGGUUUUACUCCAUCCCAGAUUUGUCUGCAAUGGAUAACUCAGUGUUUCUGGAAUUACAUGGACUGGAGGGAGAUCUGUCACUACAUUGCUACAUGUAUCUUGCUUGGUCCCGAUUAUCAAAUAUAUAUGUGUAUUUCUGUGUUCAAACACCUACAGCAAGACAUCCUGAAGCACACUGAAGCCCAAGAUCUCCAGGUUUUCCUUAAAGAAGAUCCACUCCAUGGAUUUCGAGUGAGUGAUUAUUUAGAGUACAUGGAAAGCUUGGAGGCAAUCUACAGACCUAUGCUGCUGGAAGACAUGAGGAACAUAAGAGUGCAGAAUACAUAGAUGAAACAAACAGGCACUUCAUUUUCCUGGUUUGGUUACAUCCUUUAAAGGGAUGCUGAUUGAUUGAUAUAUCAGUUUCAUCUAAAAUAAGUAGCCUAAAAUAAGGCUGUGUGAAUAUACAUGCUGUAAAAUAAAUAAAUAAAUAAGGAGGGGUUUCAGAAUAUAGAUUUUGCAAAAGGACUUAAUCUACGUUUAAGCACCUUAAGUAACACAUUUUCCCAGAAAAAGUGUAUACACAGCCUCAUUUUCAGUUAGCAGAAGGCAGCUUCAAAACCCACCUGUAGGAUGCUGAAGUGUCUUCCUUAAAAAGUCCUGGGCCUGUUCCCAGGUUUCUGCAUUGUCACCUCCUUGUAGCAUGGUCCUAAAACCUUCAUAUUUUGCUAAGGUCUGACAAAGUGUUUUUUCUGAGAAACAAUGCUAGUGUGUAUUCCUGUGCAUGAAAAGUCAACAAAUGAAAAACAAAUUCCCUGUACACAACUGUUCUGACUUUGUGGGUAAAGGUGAGAAAAUGGGGAGCUCAAAUGCAUGCAAUAAAAAAAGACUGAUAUUCCUGUCUUUUUUAAAAAUAAAGUCAUAGAAUCUGUGAUUCUAAAAAAUAAAUCAUUUUACAUCAUAAAACAUUUAUCUGUAACAUACACACUUUGGCUGCAUAAGUAAAUGAGAAGUCCUGAGGAGCUUGUUUUUCAUACCUCUGGAAAAUGAUAACUUUAAAUAUUCUGGUUUCAUUCAGACAGGAAAACUAAUCAGAAGCUUCAUUUGUGCUUGCCUUUCAUUAUAAAUGAAAAGCAAGAAUUAAGGCUGUUCGUUAGGUGUUUUCUAACACCAGUGCAGUGUAGGUAAAAUUACAACGUUACUGAAGUUGAUUGAUUGACAUUCCCAGUUUCAGAGGAAACAUGGUUUUCUUGGGGACUGCUGCAUCCCAUUCACUGUAAGGAUAGGUUUCCAGUAAUGAUCAGUGGGCAGCUGAGGAAACAUUCUAGUAGUUUUAUUUUCCGUGUUAUAUCAGUCAUUGUUAAAUAUUAACAAUUCAGUAUAUAUUUGUGCACCAAUUAAUAGUUCUUUUUUGAAUCCAAAUUUCAAAGCACUGGACAUGAUGUUGAGUCGGUAAUACUUAGAUGACAACAUAUUCUUUGAAAAACAAAACAAAACAAAACCCAAAACAAAAAAUAUUUCAAAACCUCAGACUUAGGUGAAAGUUGACUUACUGGAAGAAAGAAAUGGCUUUAGUGGAGAUUUUGCUUUAGAAGACUUCAUCUCUAGACACACACACAUACACACACACAUGCACUUUAUUAGUGCAUUGUUUCAAACUGUGUUCUUUGAAAAAAAAUAAUUAAAAACUCAGACUUAACUCAACUGCCCUUUCACCUAGCCCAGCCUUCAACAAGACUUACCGAGCACCUGUAUUUACUAUGUCUUCCCACAAAACUUUCAUUUAAGGUCUUAAGAUCCUGUGUUGGAACACAGUGUCACUCACUAAUGGCACGUUCAGUGAUGGCAUCUAAAUAGGCUUUGCAGGAAACAGCAAAUACCUGAUUACUUUGAGAGUAUAAGAGAUUCCCUAGUGUCAUCAGUAUCGAGUUCCUAAACAGCUUAUUGAAAACAAGAUUAAUUUUGGACAGUAGACGUGUUCUCUUCCUAAUAUACUCUUUUUCCCUAAGUAAAUUUGCAUUAAUAAUUCUGAAGUCUCUUUAAACUCGUGCUUCAUCCUUUAGCCACCCAGAGCUUCAGACAAAUACUGAAUGUAUCUUUUUAUAAGGAGAUCUAUCCUUUCUUAGGAUUUCAGUUUUGUCUCAGCCAAAAUAAUAGUUGCACUACUUCAGUUUAAAGUGAUAUGCCCUAUCCCUGCAAUUUUGUUCAAAGAGAUUUUCAGUCUUGGUAAUUAUUUUGCAUAGAAGUUUGGUAAAUUGCCCUGUACCUUGCAAUACCAGACCCUUAGUACUUUGAUGUUUCCAGUGACAUCGAUGCUUUAUCAAAUGAAACAAGAUCUAGCUUCUCUAGCAAAAACUUGCUGUGUUCUUACAAGAAGUCUUUACACUGAGAUGUUAAGGAGCUGGCAUAAUUGGUCAGAUCCCUGCUGUAGCUAAUUUCAUAACUAAGCAUUAUAAAUUCCCCAAAUGCAUCCAAGUUAUCUAGGCAACAUUACCACAUAAUGCUACAUAGUGAAAGUUAAAUAGUUCUUUAUUUGAUUAAAGAAGUAGAGAAAAUAUUAUGCUUUAUGAACAGCUGCAGUAGCACUUGCUUUACAGAAUGUCUGGAAUCUCAAAGUAUUUUGAUGAGAAUUUGUGAUACAAUAAACAUUUUAGGAGUCCAACAAAACCCACAUGUGUCGAAUUUAGACUUACCCAAUAUUAUUGCCACAUCCCUGGGAGACAAACUAAACAUUACUGCAAAGUUCUUGAAAAACAACUUCACUAGCUAAAAUGAAUGUGUGAGCACAUACGCAAAUUCAAAUUAUAAAAUACAUUAGAAGCUGCAGUGAAUUUCCGUAAUUAUAUGUAACCAACCUAAGAAUGAACACUGACAAAGGGUUUGCCACUAAUUUAUGUUUUCCUGACUGUGCAUUUCAUAAGUUCAUGGGUUUAGCUUUUUUGCCUGUCUAUAAAAAAAUAAAAGUCUUAAAUAUUUUUUGA
This is a messenger RNA of Neopsephotus bourkii (Bourke's parrot), 6800 nucleotides long. It is a transcript of the gene TBC1D32, whose product is annotated as TBC1 domain family member 32. The transcript is spliced from 34 exons. Bases 262 to 4167 code for a protein of 1301 amino acids. Gene Ontology annotation, biological process: non-motile cilium assembly. The record is from RefSeq and is a predicted model, not a curated record. Lineage: Eukaryota; Metazoa; Chordata; Aves; Psittaciformes; Psittacidae.